GAUAUAUCAAAAUAAGAUAUAACAUGGAAGCUGAAAAGCCAAAGAUGAUCUAUAGAUCUCUAGGAAACACUGGACUCAAGGUAUCAAUUCUGUCUUUCGGAACAUGGCUGACCGCCCAUGAUGAGAAAGCAGAAGAAGACAUCAUUGAGUGCAUGAAGAAAGCAUUUGAACUAGGUGUUAAUUUCUUUGAUACUGCUGAAUCAUAUGGGGGAGGAGUAGCUGAGACUCUUCUAGGAAAAGGCUUGAAAGCAAUCGGAGCUCCCAGAGAAGAUUUCGUAGUCUCUACUAAACUGGUUGCAUGAGGUACAGGAGCUAAUGAUAAGAUGCUUAGCAGAAAGCAUCUUAUUGAAGGAACAAAGAAUUCUUUGAAGAGACUUGACCUUGAAUAUGUUGAUGUGAUCUUCUGUCAUAGACCAGAUACUCAGACUCCUAUUGAUGAAACAUGCAGAGCCUUGGAUUGGAUAAUUGAAGAAGGAUAUGCCUUCUACUGGGCUACUUCUGAGUGGACUGCAGACCAAAUUGCUAGAGCCAUGGAAAUCUGUAAGGAGGAAGAUCUCCACAAACCAAUUGCUGAUCAAUGCCAAUACAAUGCUCUCAAAAGAGAGAACUUUGAGAAGAAUCUUAGACACUCUUAUGAGAACUAUAAAUACGGAACUACUAUCUGGUCUCCUAUUGCGAUGGGACUCCUCACUGGGAAAUACAAUGACGGGAAUAUCCCUGAAGGUUCUAGGAUGUCUACAGACUAUGGAAAGUCUGUCUGCUGGACAGAGUAUUGUGGAAAAAAGGAUGAAAAUAAAGACAAGGUGUUUGAUUCCCUAAACAAGCUUGAAGAUAUUGCUAAAGAAGUUGGUUGUACUCAAUCUCAACUUGCCCUUGCAUGGGCUUUAGUCAAUAGAGAUGUCUCCACUUGUAUCUUUGGAGCUACCAAAGUAAGCCAAGUUGAAGAAAACUUGAAAGCCGUAGAAGUUGCCACAAACUGGACGCUAGAGCUGGAAGAGAAAAUCGAAGCUGCUCUUGACAACCAGCCUGACUCAGAGGUAGAUUUCAACACCUUCACUCCAAAGAGACCUAGAAGAAUUGUCGCACUUGAUACCUCAAUGAGCCUUGACUAAAUUUCCAUUUCCUAAAAAUAUC
Molecule: messenger RNA, 1134 nt
Organism: Moneuplotes crassus
Lineage: Eukaryota; Ciliophora; Spirotrichea; Euplotida; Euplotidae
Source: the annotation of a GenBank genome assembly